AUGCUUUGCCGCAGUUACCAAGAGCAAGUUUCAAAGUGGCCCUUUAACCCUUUGACACGUGUGAUUGCCUGGUUAGAAGAGCAACGUGAUGACAAAGUCAUUGGCGACUUCGGUUGUGGAGAAGCUAUGAUAGCGCAGAGAUUUCAUGACAGAACGGUUCAUUCAUUCGACCUCAUUGCUGGAAAUCCACUCAUCACGGCGUGCAACAUGACCAAGGUACCAUUGAAUGACAAUACACUCGACAUUUGUGUUUUCUGUUUAAGUCUAAUGGGUCAAGAUUGGCCGCUAUUUGUUGUGGAAGCCACGCGCUGCCUUAAGGAAGGAGGCGUGAUAAAAAUCGUGGAAGUGCGUAGUCGCCUUACGAGCAUCGAAGAGUUCGAAAAAUUUCUGGAGUCGCUGGGAUACAAGAAAGAUAACGCUGUAUCAACCGAUGUAAGAUUUUUGUUUGUCAAAUUAUGA
This is a messenger RNA of Babesia bigemina, 459 nucleotides long. RefSeq names its product -Ribosomal RNA-processing protein 8. Gene Ontology annotation, molecular function: methyltransferase activity. Lineage: Eukaryota; Apicomplexa; Aconoidasida; Piroplasmida; Babesiidae. The transcript is spliced from 6 exons. The record is from RefSeq and is a predicted model, not a curated record. Gene Ontology annotation, cellular component: nucleolus. The coding region runs from base 1 to 459 and encodes 152 amino acids.